CGGAAAGAGAGAGUCACUUUCAAGAGACGAAACGAGUAGUGCGCCAUUAAUCCUGCUCCUCUAGAUACCGGAAAAACAACACCUGUCGCACACCAACAUCUGUGUUACGGGUUAACUCUUUGAUUUUACAUUAGACACGUUUGGGAACGCUACUUUUUCAAAUAUAUUCAACAUGGUAACCAGGAUAGAGGACACACAGAGCCGAGCUUUCAACUCUAAGCAGAGCAGUGUCAUGUAGAGAAGCUCCUUACUGACUUUCUCACAGUCAUGGAGCUGAAGGUGUGGGUGGAUGGCAUUCCACGUGUCGUCUGCGGCCUAUCAGAAGAAACAUCUUGUCAGGAUGUAGUCAUUGCUCUUGCCCAGGCUAUAGGGCAAACUGGUCGUUACGUUCUCAUCCAGAAACUACGGGAUAAGGAACGGCAGCUUGUGGCCAGUGAACGCCCAUUGGAGUCCCUGGCGAAGCUGGGCCAAUUAGGCAAUGAAGUGCAAUUCAUCCUACGGCGCACCGGCCCCACAAGCAGUGAAGCCUCAGAGCAAGGUCGAGUCCCGCAAUUACCCAGACCUCCAGAUCCAGAGCCCCCCAAACACAAAGAGCCAAAAAAAGCUCUUACUUUCAAUCUGGGGCCCUCCACAUCACCCCGAACUCAUGUAAAACAGGUUGAAAAAACGCCCAAAGACUCUCAAGCACGAGGGGCGUCCCCAUCUCUGCCCUCAUCUCUUGCCCAAGCUGGUCCAUCUAAAGAGACACUUUAUCAGCAGAUUCUACGACAACAAGGGCAGCUACAGUUUUUGCAGGGACAGGUGGAGGCUCUAGAGAGGGAGCUGAGUAUUUGGGAGCGAGCUCCUCCUCCAACCCUUUCCCCUGACCUCCUCGAGGAAAUGGACCACCUACAGCAGCAUUUAAGGCAGAACGAGGCAGAGUUGGCCCACGCGCUGCACUGGGACAAUGAAUUUCAGUCUGAAGUUCAAAAAGAAAAGGACAUGCUACGGCAAAAAAACGAACUCCAUUUAGCUCUAGACAAACACAGUCGAAGGUUGCAUGACACAGACAACCAAUCGGAGCAGCUGGAGCAAGAUCUUAAGCUGCUUAUUGAAACCAAGAGAAAUGGUGUGCUUCAAGCUAGACCCAGUGUUGAAGAAUCUGUACUUAUAGCGAAAGAACAACUGGACAACCAUCAGCGUCAUGGAACUGACCUGCAGGCAUCAAUUGAAGAGAUAGAAAUGGAGUUAAGGCUGGCAGAAGAACAACUGCAGUUUAAAAGCAAGGAACUGGAUGAUCUGAAUAAGGAGCUGCGCCAGUGUAACCUGCAACAAUUCAUCCAGCAAACAGGAGUCACUCCAGCACAAUCCAAUCAGCAAACCGAAGAGAUCGAUUUUUCUCUCCUCAAGCCUGAUGGACAGAGUGAUGAAGAUUCAAAUUCCUCCAUCUUGGAGUUUAACCCUCGUACCACUGCCAAGCAAAUCUUGGGGAACCCACGCAGCCUCCAGAACCCACUUGUCUCCAGCCUUCAUCCAGAGGUCCUGUCAUCAAGAGAGACAUCAUGGCGAUAAAGUCUGGAGUACAACCUUGAGGAAUGAUUCAAUGUUCACUUUAUAUUAUGUCUACUUUAUUUUUGUCUGAAUAUGUUAAUUAUAUUUCCUUUUGUAUAAUAUUCUGUGAAAUGUAUUUGUGAACACAAGAAUAAGUCUAUGUAAAUACAGUCCUGUCUUUGUAAUUAUGAAACAUUAAGAUUUUUAAAUGUAUUUUAACACUUUACAUAUAUUUCAUGAACUAAAAACAUAGCAAAAUAAAAAGAAAUGAUGACAAGUU
Labeo rohita (rohu) is the source of this 1810-nucleotide messenger RNA. It is a transcript of the gene rassf7b, whose product is annotated as Ras association domain family member 7b. Gene Ontology annotation, biological process: signal transduction. The record is from RefSeq and is a predicted model, not a curated record. Bases 268 to 1551 code for a protein of 427 amino acids. The transcript is spliced from 6 exons. Lineage: Eukaryota; Metazoa; Chordata; Actinopteri; Cypriniformes; Cyprinidae.